AGUCACCUAACUCUGUUUGCCUUGGUUUCCUCAUCUGUAAAAUGAGCUGGAGAAGGAAAUGGCAAACUGCUCUAAUAUCCUUGCCCAGAAAAACAUAGAGUCACAUAAAAUAGAACAUGAAUGAAAAAAAAUGACAACAAACAUAGCAAAUUGCUUCAUUUUUCUGUACUCUAGUUGCUGCAAAUAUGUCUGGAAUCACACACUGAAGAGAAAAAGGGGGGUUAGAUUUCUAUGCCUAAAAAUCUUACGGUUCUUUACAAAGAUCAAAUCAUGUUCUCUGAUUGCUCUUGGGAAUUUUUUGCAGUUAAAAAUUUAGGUGAGGCACUGAAAUGAGCUAUGUCAACUUUUUCAUUGAUUUGAAAUAAAUUUUCUUUACUGAAAUUUCUAAUUUUUUUUCAUUUAAACAACUUUCUUUCUUUUUUUUUUUUUUAAAUCAAUCUAGGUUCUGCAGGAUAAGUCCCACCAGCAUGUUAGUUCCUGUUGCUUUUUUGGGCCUUGCUGUUCUCAUGGUUACUUCUGAGGGUACUUAUCCAUAUCCUCACCCAGUGAACCCUUACUCCCAGCCUAGGCUGUAUCAUGGUUGCUAUGGUGAUAUCAUAAGCAUGGACACUCCUGGAGCCUCCUGUAAUAUAGACAGAUUGAUCCACUGUGGGAUCCGUGGCUCAGAAAUGUUUGCUGAAAUGGAUUUGGUGCUUAUGAAGAAAUAUCAAAAUAUAAUCAAAAAUGUUGGACAGAAACAAUGUGUGGAUCCUGCUUUGAUUGCUGGAAUUAUCUCCAGAGAAACCCAUGCUGGAUCUGUGCUCCAAGAUGGAUGGGACCAUCAGGGUCUUAAAUUUGGUCUAAUGCAGCUUGAUAAACAUACUUAUCAUCCCACUGGAGCCUGGGACAGUGAAGAACACCUUACACAGGCUGUGAAGAUCCUAACUGAUAAAAUUAAGGCAAUCCAGAGAAAAUUCCCAACCUGGACCAUGACUCAACACCUGAAAGGUGGUCUCUCUGCCUACAAAUCAGGGAUUGAUGCCAUUGUAACCCCUAAUGAUGUAGAAAAUGACUACACCAACGAUAUUCUUGCCCGAUGUAAAUUUUAUAAGAGACAUGGCUUCUAAGUUUGAGGAGGUUGACCAAACAGGUCACCAUUUACCAAGAGAGGAUAAGUCAGAACAUGUUAUUCAAUACAUACACCCACCAAUUGUCUGAAUAAAUUAUUU
This is a messenger RNA of Antechinus flavipes (yellow-footed antechinus), 1208 nucleotides long. It is a transcript of the gene LYG2, whose product is annotated as lysozyme g2. Bases 468 to 1106 code for a protein of 212 amino acids. Gene Ontology annotation, biological process: peptidoglycan catabolic process; defense response to Gram-positive bacterium. Gene Ontology annotation, molecular function: lysozyme activity. NCBI's taxonomy places the organism in Eukaryota, Metazoa, Chordata, Mammalia, Dasyuromorphia, Dasyuridae. The record is from RefSeq and is a predicted model, not a curated record. The transcript has 5 exons. Gene Ontology annotation, cellular component: extracellular region.